AUGGGCAAAUUAAGCACUUUGGUUGAUCAGUUCUCAUUUUUCUCUUUACUGUCUCCUCAGACAGACAAAGCAUCACUGCUUGCUAAGGCAGUAGAGCAUGUAAGAGACUUAAAGCAACGCAUUGCUGAAAUAUCUCAAGCACAGCUCUUUCCAACUGAGACAGAUGAGAUCAGCGUACUUCCGGGAAGCCUUCAUCCAACUUCCUCAAUUUCAUCUUCCGACGGCUGCCAGAUGUCAGUUUUUGAAGCUUCGGUAUGCUGCGAAGACCGCUCUGAUCUCCUCCCGGAGCUCAUUGAGACCCUACGAUCGCUUCGGAUGAAGACAUUGAGAGCGGAGAUCGCAACACUUGGCGGCAGAGUUCGGAAUGUUUUGGUGCUUGCUAGAGAGAAGGAUAAGAAGUAUGGUGAAGGAAUGGGUGAUGGUUCUGAUGAGGAUGGAGGAGUGUUAAUCAAAGAAGCUUUAAUGAGUGUGGUCAACAGGUCGACGUCGGCUGUUGACCAGUCGAAAAGAAGGCGCGUUGUCGAUAAUACUGACAUGAAUGAUUAACGGUUUGUAAUGGUUGGUGUUUACUGUUGGAGGAGUAAAAUAAUUGCCCGAUAGGCUAUUGUUUUGAGGAAGCUAAUCUCAGCAAUCCAAGUGCCGAGAGAACAUUACUUCUUUAUUGUUUCUAGCAUGC
Molecule: messenger RNA, 676 nt
Organism: Phalaenopsis equestris
Lineage: Eukaryota; Viridiplantae; Streptophyta; Magnoliopsida; Asparagales; Orchidaceae
Product: transcription factor bHLH106-like
Exons: 3
Coding region: 1-546 (181 amino acids)
Biological process (GO): regulation of DNA-templated transcription
Molecular function (GO): DNA-binding transcription factor activity
Source: RefSeq, a predicted model, not a curated record